Messenger RNA from Chara braunii, 3097 nucleotides. NCBI's taxonomy places the organism in Eukaryota, Viridiplantae, Streptophyta, Charophyceae, Charales, Characeae. The record is from the annotation of a GenBank genome assembly.
GGCCGUAGUAUAUGCGUGUGUCUGCGACAGGGCGGCGGGGAAGUUAGUAGUGGCGAGGGUACGCCAAGGUGUUUGAGCGUACUUGUGGUUGUGAGCGUGUGCGGGGAAGAAGAGAAAGAUAGGAGAGAGUCGAUUCCCCAGGAGUCGGAAGAGGAAGCUUUGUUGCACUUGAUCUUGUCGCUGUUGAAAAUCGUCCGAAAACGGAGAGUAAGCCCUCCGUGUUCAAGCUCUCCUUUCUCCCCUCCUCAUUUUACUCGUCCUCCGUUUAGCGGUCUGUUUUCUAGGCUAUUAGCUGGCCUGGGGUCUUGCCUGGUCAGGGCUUUCGACCACACAUCGCGACAUUGAGGAGGGAGAAUAUAUCAGUGCGCAGCUAUGGCGUACCAGCAAGAACGGCGAUAUCGGCCAUUCGAUGCACAAGCCGCCGCGUCUUCUUUGGUGCGAGCUGCCGAUGCUCUGGACAACAAUUACGAGGAAGCAGCGAAUAGGAUUAUAGAGCUCGUGGCAUACUCGUCUUGGCAAGAUCGGAGAGUUAUGGUAAGCACAGCGCAGGGAAUGGGUCGGGAUGUCGUCAAAGAGGUGAGGAGGAAGACAAAGGGCGAUUUCCAGAAAGGUUUGAUGGCGCUACUUCUGCCUGCCCCUGUCCGGGAUGCGGACUGGAUUCGUGAUGCCAUCACCGGGAUCAUGAAGAAGAAAAAUGUUGCGAGAGAGAUCCUGUGCACACGCACGCCGACCCAAUUGCGCGCCAUUUCCGAGUCCUACUCGCUGAAAUAUGGCAAGGAUAUGAUUGCAGAUGUGCUGGGCACUUUUGGCGGGAAAGAACGCAAGUUGUACGAGCGAUUGUUGACCGUUGACCGAUUGGAAGGUAACUACGUGGAUCGGGAUCACGCUCGCUCGAUUGCUCAGUCGCUGUACGCUGCUGGGCCGGCGAAAUGGGGUACCGACGAAGGUCCCUACAUGGACCUGAUGGCUACGGAGGGUACGGAGACUGUGAGAGCGGUGUUCCGCGAGUACGAGACUUUGUACGGACAAAGUCUGUUCACGGUGAUGGAUAAGGAGUUUCGAGGGGGUCUGGAGAAGGAUCUGCUAACCCUGGGAAAGUUCGUCGUGGAGCCUGCGAAGGCUUUCGCCGACAUGAUUCAUAAGGGGUGUAAAGGUCUCGGGACUGACGAAGAGCAGUUGAUUAGAGCUAUAAUUGCUCGGAAGGACAUCGAUUUGCGCGAGAUCAAGGACGUGUAUGAGGCCCAACAUGGAUCGCUGAUCGAUACCGUGCGAUCAGAAACCAGCGGGGAUUUCCGCAAUCUUCUUCUGGCGGUAAUUGACAGUGUGGCUUAUUAAACGUGCGACGGACGUUCACACGAGGAUUGGUAAACAUUUGAGGAUGAUCAGAAAGAGCGCGGGGUUCAAAAAAAAAAAAAAAAAAGAGAGUGCGGGGAUUGUGAAAGGUACUGUAUAUUUUUCGUUUUUGGGAUAUUCCCGGAGGAUGGUCACGUGAAGCGCCGGAAGACGCAGGACGACUGGAAACGAGCAGUGGUAGGAACUUGUCAAUAUUUUUGCUAACGGUCACGAGGUGCCACUUGUAGUGCUGAUAAAUGCGAAAUGAUCGGAAAUCUCACGUGGCGUAUGUUGUUCUUUUUCGUUGUGCGUGUGUGGACACAUUUGAGAUAAUUUGUAAGGCGUCAUGUGGAGCACUGAUAGGUUCAUCACGAUCGGAAACGAGUGGCUGGAACAGGUUAGUGUUAGGGGAAACGUUUGGGUUGAACUCCCGAGAUGUGCGAUCUGUCUGCGAGUGGUGGCUGUCGGUGUGAUGGACAACGUGGCGGGAGAGUUUUAUACGCGUGCAAGAUGGCACGUGGAUUGUUAGCAGACGCAGUGCGGUCAGUGAAGAGCGGGAGAUGCCACGUGGAUUGUUUGCUGAUGAGUGCGAUUAGAAAAGAGCGGGAGAGCGUGAUGUCAAUUUGUACAUUUGCGACGUUCGCGAGGUGCCACGUGGAGCGCUGAUAGACGCGGAAUUAUCGGAAAGGGCCACGUGGCUAUAUUUUUUCCUUUUUUAAUGCGUACCCAAGGUGUCAGGUUCAGCUCUGAUGAUAGCUUCAGCACGAACGGAAACGAGUGGUUUCGAACUCCCGCGAUCUCUGUCCGAACGGCAGCCAGUCGCUGUAAUUGACAACGUGGCCGGAGUUUUAUACGCUUACAAGAUGCCACGUGGAUUGUUAGCAGACGCAGUCCUCUCAGAGACGAGCGGGAAUUUGUUCGCGGUGGAAGGGAGGUGAUGGAGGACGCAGAGAAAGAUGGGUGUGAUGGUUGGUGAGCUUCAGUCAGUGGGUGUCGCAUGAACGCCGGGUAGCGGGCCCGUGGAAGUGGCACUGGCUUCGUGGGUUGAGCAGCAGCGCCUGACGGCCAGUGUGGCUUCAGAGGUCUGCUUGGUCAGCGGAGGAGUGGAGGAGAGAGUCCCUAUUGUGACUUUCAACUAUAGUAAUUUGUUUGAGUGUCAGCAAACUGUUGAUCCUGAUCGAAGACGAAAGAUACCAAGAUACAAUUCGAAUGCUAUCAAUGCUUGUGCUGAAUUAGUUAAGCAAGAUCACGAACGAAACGAACCGUUGCUGUCAAUCACAGAGUGGAAAGUGCGGCGGUCGAUCAAUUAGGGUCGAUUGUUGAUGAGGAGGGUGAGGGUGGGGUGCUUAAUCGAAGGACGAUUAUAGUUAGCAUGCAGACAGGCGGUUGUAUUGACACGGAGGGAGUUACAUAAUAAUGUACAAAUAAGUGUAUGGUGAUUGUGAAGCGUAUGAUGACGCGAUGGUGCGUUCCGGCGAUUACUGGAUUGAAGCGACAGUGUGACCUCCUUGAAUGAGAAGGAAUGCUUUGACUGUGGGCCUCGAUCCACUGCGAAGUGAUCAUUUUAAUACAUUCAUAAUGGUGAAGUAACAAUGUAUCUGGUUCUUUUAAACGUCAGAUUCAGGUAGCAUUUUUUAACGUCGUUUGAGGUAGCAUGUAAUAGUAUGUUGAGUAGAGGAUGAUAUCUUUUGCUGAAGCGUUUGUUCCUUUUCGACCCUGCCUUCUCGACGGGAGCUCGAUCUGGAAGUAAAUUGAUGAGGAAGUA